AGCAGCCGGGCGCGCGUAGCGAGAUAUGGCGCCCCGCGCCCGGUGCGGCCGGUGAGGCGCCGGCCCCGCCGACCGCCCCGGGUCGACGGGCCAGCCGGGCAAUCGGGCGAACCGCGCCAGCUGCAAAUAUCGCAUCAUGUCCUUACUCAGCGUCACAGUAAAAAAGGCGCGCUAUGUUGUUAUACAACCUACUCAGUUUAACACAUACGUGACACUGAAGCUCCAGAAUGUCAAGUCGACGACGGUGACAGUGAAGGGCCCAACUCCGUGUUGGGAGCAAGACUUCCUAUUUGAGAUCAACGAUAUCAACCUCGGCCUCCUAGUAGAGGUGUGGAACAAGGGAGUCAUCUGGGACCGGGCCCUGGGCUACCACUAUCUGCCUCUCACGUCCAUCGCAUACAACGAGCAGGAGUGCGGCGGGCGCUGGGUGGAGCUGGAGGCGCAGGUGAUGAUGCGCGGCGGCGCGGUGGUAGGCACCACUGGUCCCACCGGCCAUGCGCUGCUGCUCGACUGCCGGUUCGAACCACCAUUCGAUGCCGAAGGGACAGGUGGUGCGGACCUGCAGAGGAAGCUGGACCUGCUCAAUGGCGCGCUGGACGCCGAGCGAGCGGAGCAGGCCAGGCGACAGAUGCAGUAUAUUGCUCACUCGGGAUAUUCCGAGGACUCGGACUACACGUCGGACCUCAACUACCCGGUGGGCCAGCAUGCCAAUUGCAGCGCUUCUCAAUUUCGCACGGCCGCUCACCAGAUGCACACUCCACAGAGGUCACUGGAGGUGUCCAGGGAAAACUCCUACGAGAGGGAAGAGUACCACAUACACGGGGACACCGACCCUCUGUAUUAUAAUAGCCAGCCGAGGACAAAUAGGAUAGAAACAUGGUCGCAGCUGCACGCCCAAGCCAGCGUGGAGUCUGCCAUCUCAUGGCGGACGGCGCACGAUUGGCAAUCCACAGAGGACCAGCGGCGACCUAGCCUCGAGCGUCAGAACACGCUGUAUGACGAGACCAUGGGGUACGGAUACGAUGCAUACGCCACUAACACGUACAUUAGGCAAGUGACAGUUGUACUCUGGGACCAUUCGCAUAUAUCGCAACAGGCCAGCUACGAGGAGUUCCACGACUCGAGCAGCUAUCCGUACCAGACGUCGUACCUCGGAGAGGACUCCCGACAAUGGGACAGCGGGGGGCAGUACUUCUACGACGACGGCUACGGCCUGACGCCGACGGAGUACGAGAACAUGCUCAACAAGCGGAGGUCUUCGGUGGUACAGCUGCCGCAGAUACCGCCGAAACAGGGAUGGGAGAGGAAGGCCGACCAGCCGCAACCAGUCGACCACAAUCGACCGACUAUACAGCCUAUAGCCAAUAUAGGAACUGAGGAGGACGGGUAUUUCGACGGGGGAGAGCGUUGA
Messenger RNA from Amyelois transitella, 1411 nucleotides. RefSeq names its product phorbol ester/diacylglycerol-binding protein unc-13. Gene Ontology annotation, molecular function: syntaxin-1 binding; calmodulin binding; diacylglycerol binding. NCBI's taxonomy places the organism in Eukaryota, Metazoa, Arthropoda, Insecta, Lepidoptera, Pyralidae. Bases 137 to 1411 code for a protein of 424 amino acids. The record is from RefSeq and is a predicted model, not a curated record. The transcript has 12 exons. Gene Ontology annotation, cellular component: neuromuscular junction; terminal bouton; presynaptic active zone cytoplasmic component. Gene Ontology annotation, biological process: neuromuscular junction development; synaptic transmission, glutamatergic; synaptic vesicle maturation.